GUAACUGGACGAACGCGGGGAGGGUGGCUGUGGUGGUUGUUGUCGGGCGCCGGGAAGUGAAAAUAAACCAGUGUCUCGGCGCGGGAAAGGGAAUUCACUUCCAGGGAACGCCACUGUUUUUGUCACGUCUGUGUACUGAGGAGUUUUGACUGCUUUACACAGUACAAUUGAAAUACAGCAAAAUUUCACACCAGACCUGUUAAAUCAAGCAAAGUACAAAAAUCGUGAAAGAUUUGUGAGAGCAUUUCACGUGUCAGCAAGCACCUGGUGCUUCCUGUGCUGGGAGCGGUUCCCUGAGCCCGGCUCCAGCCCGGAGGGCCCCAAGGUGCAGAAGGAGCCAACAAAGCAGCCACUGAAAUCCACAAGAGCAGCUCUUUGCUUUUCUCCCCUGCUUUCACAUGCCUUCUUCCUAUUUUCAGAUGCAGCUUGCUUAUCACGCUUCCUACGCAGUUGUUUGUUGUUACAAUUUAAAAAUAAAGACAUUGGUAUUUUUCGUUUGCUUUGUGUGGCAAUAGCAGCUUCAGGCAAAUGAAAAUGAGAUCUGGAGAAGUCCUUAUAGAUUGCCUGGAGUCCAUUGAAGAUACCAAAGGAAAUAAUGGAGACAGAGGUAGACUGCUCGUGACAAAUUUGAGGAUUAUUUGGCGCUCACUGUCAUUGCCCAGAGUUAAUCUCUCUGUUGGUUACAACUGCAUUAUAAAUAUAACUACAAGAACUGCCAACUCAAAAUUACGGGGACAGACAGAAGCUCUGUAUAUAUUGACUAAAUGUAAUAAUACACGGUUUGAGUUCAUAUUUACCAAUGUUGUUCCUGGGAGUCCCAGACUCUUCACUUCAGUUAUUGCUGUGCACAGAGCUUAUGAAACUUCGAAAAUGUAUCGUGAUCUGAAGCUGAGAAGUGCACUGAUUCAGAACAAGCAACUGAGAUUGUUGCCACAAGAACAAAUAUAUGAUAAAGUCAAUGGAGUGUGGAAUUUAUCAAGUGACCAGGGAAAUUUGGGAACAUUUUUUAUUACUAAUGUGAGAAUAGUUUGGCAUGCAAAUAUGAAUGACAGCUUUAAUGUCAGCAUACCAUAUCUACAAAUUCGUUCAAUAAAAGUAAGAGAUUCAAAGUUUGGCUUGGCUCUUGUGAUAGAGAGUUCUCAGCAGAGUGGAGGAUAUGUACUUGGUUUUAAAAUAGACCCUGUGGAGAAACUACAGGAGGCGAUGAAAGAAAUUAAUUCACUUCACAAAGUUUAUUCAGCUAACCCUAUAUUUGGAGUGGAUUAUGAAAUGGAAGAAAAGCCUCAGUCUCUUGAAGACCUAACAGUGGAGCAGGUUCAAGAUGAUGUGGAAAUAGAAUCUGGUGAACAGACAGAUGCUUUUGUGGCUUACUUUGCUGAUGAAAACAAGCAACAUGAUCGGGAGCCUGUGUUUGCAGAAGAACUAGGACUUGCAGUAGAGAAGCUAAAGGAUGGAUUCACACUCCAGGGACUCUGGGAAGUAAUGACUUAAUUUAGAUGGUUAUGUAUUGUUUCCCAUCCAAUUAAAGAGUUUUUACUGAUUCUGUGAGAUAUGUAGAUUACUGAACAAUACUAGAGUAGCAGCCGAAGUUAAAGAACAGGCAAAUGUUAUAUAAUAUGAACUCAGGGUAUGUCAUAAAAGAAAGAUUAUUCAAAAUGUAUGAAGGUAUAAAAGCUGGCAGCAGUCAUGCGCCCUGCACAGCGAUGGAGCCCCACCUUCCUGCUCAGGUAAGCUUGGGAGGCGUUCCCCACUACAGGAAUGAUGGCUGCCAUCUUAUUACAGCUGCCAUUUUUGCACGGAAACACUAACACACUAAAAUGUCAUACAGUGUAUGUUUUGGUACUGCUUUGUGAUUGCCUGGCUGCCACUGGCACACCAGUACCCCAGGUGUUAUUAGCAUGUGCCAUGGUUUUAUGAUUUUUUUUGAUCAUUUCAGAGCAGUGAGUCUCUUCCUGUAAAAGCAUAGGGUCCAUCCUCUUGUUUCAGCCACCAGUUUAUGUCAGUUAGCUGCAUUUUUGCAAUUUCGUGCCCCACGUGGUUACACACUGCCCUGUGACUGGCUGCCAGGAGCAGCCACACUGUGCCGUUUUACCUACAAGUAUGUCAGAAAAGGAAACAUCUUCCAUUUUGAUAGUGCAGUACAUAGCAUACAGUUUCAUGCUCAACCUGAAGUAUUCACAUAUUUUUACAUAGCAAAGUACUUUCCCAAUGUAACUGAAUCAAAUUUCCAUAAUUUGUUUAAUUCUGUGCAGCGCGGAUGUACAAAAUGCACAGCCCUUUGUGUCUAUGUUGGUUGUGUCCUUUAGGCAGUGAUGUUACUGACAGCUUUUUGACAAAAAGCGAUACUGUUUCAAAUACUAGCUUUCACAUCUCAUCAUUUACGAAGAGUUUUUCACAUAUAAUUCCAGGUACUUUAUUGUUGUCUGGGUAUCUUUGAGCCAUUUUUCUCUCUUUUUUUUUUUUGUCAGAGCGUUUUUUUUUUUUGUUUUUUUUUUUUAAGGGAUGAUAAAGCACACACAUAAAUAGAUUCCGUGUCUGAGUCAUUAGUCCUUUAUGGUGUUAUGUGUUAGAAAUGAGUCAUUUAUUGUUGAAGGGAACAUGCAGCUGUUACGUUUUCUGGGGAGAUAAGACCUCUGUAGUAUUUUCUAUAAGUGGAAAAAGUCAAAUGAGCUGUCCAUUCAGCUGUUGUUCAGCAGCUGACUGUUAUAGUAAAGCAUAAAAUAUAUAUUUGUAGUAAAUCUUUCAAGGUAUAUAUUUCAAUGAAACACUGCCUAUGGUUGAAAAUAAACCAUGAUUUCAAUAAACUUGAGUGAUGUUAUAACUGUA
Molecule: messenger RNA, 2826 nt
Organism: Numida meleagris (helmeted guineafowl)
Lineage: Eukaryota; Metazoa; Chordata; Aves; Galliformes; Numididae
Gene: BBS5
Product: Bardet-Biedl syndrome 5
Exons: 12
Coding region: 529-1491 (320 amino acids)
Biological process (GO): cilium assembly; intracellular transport
Cellular component (GO): BBSome; ciliary basal body
Molecular function (GO): phosphatidylinositol-3-phosphate binding
Source: RefSeq, a predicted model, not a curated record